AUCCUCUCGUCUCCUCUCUCUCCAUUCCAUUUUUCACUCUCUCCCUCAUCUAGACAUAAAAACAAACACAUUACAUACAACAGUACAACAAAACACAACAACAAUAUCUCUCUCUUUCUCUUUCUCUCUCUCUUUUUUCGCUCUUCCCUUUCUCCAGCCAGUCAGAAAAAAGAAUGCCAAGCUUUGAUGCUGCUGUAGACUCCCGUAAUGGAGACUCCAUGGACGGUCCUGACCAAUCCAAAGAUUGUCCUCGAGAUUCCCGUGAUCUCCCAUCUUUAAUGCUGUCUUCUUGUUAUUAUCCUAUUACUCUCAGGUUCAUCGAUGUGUGUUACAGAUUGAAAAUUGAGAAGAGGGCUAAGAGUAGUAACAUCAGACGGAUGAUGGGCCAUGGAUCCACAAAGUCAAAUCAAACAUCAAGGGGUAUGAUUGAAGAACGAACAAUCUUGAAUGGGAUUACAGGCAUGGUAUCGCCGGGAGAAAUCCUAGCCAUUCUUGGACCCUCAGGGAGCGGGAAAUCAACUUUGUUAAAUGCUCUAGCAGGGAGAUUACUCCCUGGACAUGGCUUCACAGGAACAAUACUAGCGAACGAUAAAAAAUUCAGCAAACAAACGUUGAAACGCACCGGUUUUGUGACUCAGGACGAUAUCCUCUACCCUCACCUCACCGUCCGUGAAACCCUAAUUUUCUGUUCUUUGCUUCGGUUACCAAAAUCAUUAUCCCAGAAAGAGAAAACUUCAGUAGCUGAGUCAGUGAUUUCCGAGUUAGGACUAACAAAAUGCGAGAACACCAUAAUCGGAAACAGUUUUAUACGUGGAGUCUCCGGCGGGGAAAGAAAGAGAGUGAGCAUAGCUCAUGAGAUGCUAAUAAACCCUAGUUUGUUGAUUCUUGAUGAACCAACGUCGGGUUUGGACUCAACGGCGGCACAUCGGCUUGUUUUGACGUUGAGUUCAUUGGCUCAGAAAGGGAAAACUAUAGUUACAUCCAUGCAUCAACCUUCUAGUCGAGUUUAUCAGAUGUUUAACUCAGUUUUGGUGUUAAGUGAAGGAAGGUGUGUGUAUUUUGGCCAAGGAAGUGAGGCUAUGGCUUACUUUGAAUCUGUUGGGUUCUCCCCGUCUUUCCCCAUGAAUCCUGCUGAUUUUCUCCUUGAUCUCGCUAAUGGUGUUUGUCAGAUGGAUGGCAUGAGCGAAAGGGAGAAGCCACAUCAAAGCAAUCUUGGAUUUCAAUCUUACAACAGCAUGUUAGGCCCCAAAGUAAAAAGGUUGCCUCGCAAUGGACGGCACACAAUUUCCUCACAAACAAAAGAGACAGGGGUUAAUUGGAAAGCCAUUUCUUUCCAAAGAGAAUAA
Messenger RNA from Jatropha curcas, 1346 nucleotides. RefSeq names its product ATP-binding cassette family G25 (gene ABCG25). Gene Ontology annotation, biological process: transmembrane transport. Lineage: Eukaryota; Viridiplantae; Streptophyta; Magnoliopsida; Malpighiales; Euphorbiaceae. The record is from RefSeq and is a predicted model, not a curated record. Gene Ontology annotation, cellular component: plasma membrane. Gene Ontology annotation, molecular function: ABC-type transporter activity; ATP binding; ATP hydrolysis activity.